AUGAUUUUGAUGAGAGAUAAUGAAGACCAUUUAGAUUGGCUUGUGGUACAACUUGGAACUCAAUUUUCUAUUAAAGAUCUUGGUUAUCACCGUCUUCCAAAUGGCUUGUCUCUUAGCCAAGCUAACACCUCAUCGCCGAACAAUCUUGACGGAUUGGUCAACCCGGAGCUCGAUUUUCUGGGAAAUGAGUCGGAUAUACUGGACAAUUCGCGGGUCAAGUACUUUUCAGCCGAAGAAUUUGCCAUUUUGAGAGACUCAUUGUCGAACUCUGGUGCUGAUUGUGGCUCUUCUGAGAGAAGUUUUGAAUUGGGUAACAUCUCAAAUGAUGCAUUUUUGAUAUUGAAUAUCAUAAGGAGCAACCGUGAUGGUUUUGGGACAAAACCAAUAAAAUUCUUAGAUUUAUUGGGUUGUGAUGAAAAUGAGAAAAUUUUGGAAUAUAUUUUGAGAGAAAUUAAGGAUGACGAUAAAGUGGUACUUGGGAAAUUGCUUAAUCUGUUGAUUAGGAAGUAUUGCCAUAGUGGGUUGUGGAAUGUUGCAUUGGAGGAGCUGGGUAGGCUCAAAGAUUUUGGAUAUAAACCCUCGAAAGCAACUUAUAAUGCUCUGGUUCAGGUUUUUUUAGAGGCAGACAAGUUAGAUACAGCGUACUUGGUUCAUAAGGAGAUGUCAGAUUUGGGUUUUAAAAUGGAUGGGUAUACUCUAGGUUGUUUUACACAUUGUCUCUGCAAAGUGGGGCGGUGGAGGGAAGCUCUUGAUUUGAUUGAGAUGGAAGAGUUUGUGCCCAAUACGGUAAUUUACACGAAAAUGAUAUCCGGAUUAUGUGAAGCUUCGCUUUUUGAAGAAGCUAUGGAUUUCUUGAACAGAAUGCAUUCUGUUUCUUGCAUUCCUAAUGUUGUAACAUAUAGGAUUUUGCUUUGUGGUUGUUUGAAUAAAAGAAAGCUGGGUAGGUGUAAACGAAUUCUUAGUAUGAUGAUCACAAAAGGUUGUUAUCCUAGUCCAAAUAUAUUUAAUUCUCUUGUUCAUGCUUAUUGCAGAUCAGGAGACUACACUUACGCUUAUAAGUUGUUUAAGAAAAUGGAAGAGUGUGGAUGUCAGCCUGGAUAUGUGGUUUAUAACAUAUUAAUUGGUGGUAUUUGUGGAAAUGAGGAGUUACCGAGUCUGGAUGUGUUGGAAUUGGCUGAAAAGGCUUACAGUGAAAUGCUUGAAGCUGGGGUUGUAUUGAACAAAAUCAAUGUCAGCAAUUUUGCACGAUGCCUUUGCGGGGCUGGAAGAUUUGAGAAAGCCUAUAAUGUUAUUCGUGAGAUGAUGAGCAAGGGAUUUUUACUUGAUAUUAGUACAUACACCAAAGUAAUUGGUUUUUUGUGUAAUGCCUCCAAAGUAGACAAAGCUUUCUUAUUGUUUCAAGAAAUGAAAAGGAAUGGUAUUAUUCCAGAUGUUUAUACAUACACAAUUCUAAUUGAUACAUUUUGUAAAGCUGGCCUUAUUCAACAAGCUCGCAGCUGGUUUGAUGAAAUGGCAAGGGAUGGUUGUGCCCCUAAUGUAGUGACUUAUACCUGUCUCAUUCACACUUACCUUAAAGCUAGGAAGGUCUCCAAUGCAAAUGAACUCUUUGAGAGCAUGCUAUCGGAAGGUUGCAUUCCAAAUGUCGUCACAUUUACUGCUUUGAUUGAUGGUCACUGUAAAGUAGGAGAGCUUGAAAAAGCUUGCCAAAUUUAUGCCAGAAUGAGGGGCAAUGAGAAAGUCCCUGAUGUAGAUUUGUACUUUAGGGUUAGUAGCAGCUAUAUCAUAGAGCCAAAUGUUGUUACAUAUGGGGCUCUGGUGGAUGGUUUCUGCAAAGCGCAUAAGGUGGAAAAGGCCCGCAACCUAUUGGAUGCAAUGUCGACCGAAGGUUGUGAGUCAAAUCAUAUUGUAUAUGACGCUCUCAUUGAUGGAUUUUGCAAGGUUGGGAAGCUUGAUGAAGCACAAGAGGUAUAUGCUAAGAUGUCUGAAUGUGGACACAGUCCAAAUAUAUACACUUAUGGCUCUUUGAUUGACAAGUUGUUAAAGGAUAAACGGCUGGAUCUUGCUCUGAAGGUCUUGUCUAAAAUGCUAGAAAAUUCUUGCCCUCCUAAUGUUAUAAUCUACACAGAGAUGAUUGAUGGCCUUUGUAAAGUUGGGAAGACUGAUGAAGCCUUCAAGCUUAUGCUAAUGAUGGAAGAGAAGGGUUGUCAUCCAAAUGUUGUGACUUACACUGCCAUGAUAGAUGGCUUUGGGAAAGCGGGCAAAUUGGACAAAUGCCUUGAACUCUUGAGACAGAUGGGUGCCAAGGGUUGUGCUCCAAAUUAUGUGACCUAUAGGGUUGUAAUAAAUCAUUGUUGUGCUGCUGGCCUAUUGGAUGAGGCUCAACAACUCCUGGAGGAGAUGAAACAAACAUAUUGGCCAAAACAUAUGGCAAGCUAUCGUAAGGUUCUUGAAAGCUUCAACUGAGAGUUCCUUAUCAAUCUUGGCCUGUUAGAUGCAAUAGCUGAGAACGACUCUGUGCCAAUUGUUCUAGUUUACAAACUUCUAAUUGAUAGUUUUCGCAAGGAUGGGAGACUGGAAGUAGCUCUGAAGCUGUAUGAAGAGAUUUCAUCAUACUUUCUGUUUUCAUCUGUUGACAAGAAUAUGUACUCUUCGUUGAUUGAGAGCCUCUCCAUUUCAUGUAAGAUUGAUAAGGCUUUUGAGUUAUAUGUGGACGUGAUAAGGAUGGGCGGUGUUCCUGACCUGAGUGUCUUUUUAAACCUCAUUAAAGGGCUUAUUAAGGUGGACAAGUGGGAGGAAGCACUUGAACUUACGUAUAGC
Molecule: messenger RNA, 2817 nt
Organism: Ilex paraguariensis (yerba mate)
Lineage: Eukaryota; Viridiplantae; Streptophyta; Magnoliopsida; Aquifoliales; Aquifoliaceae
Source: the annotation of a GenBank genome assembly